AUGAUGAUGGUGCUUUGGGAGUGUGUGGCGGUGGGACACCAGCCUGAGAGCGUCAAAGGGGGCUGGGCUCCAUGGAGCGAGUGGUCUGCCUGUUCCAGAACCUGUGGGGCCGGAGUUCAGAACGCCCAGAGGGACUGCGUCAACCCAGUUCCCAAGUACGGAGGGAAGUACUGCGUGGGGGAGCGAAGGCGCUACAAGAUCUGUAACAGCACCCGCUGCCCCCCCAACCAGCCCUCCUUCAGACUUAUCCAGUGCAGUCACUUUAACACCAUGCUUUACAAGGGCAAGUUCUACAAAUGGGUGCAGGUCAACAACAGAGUGAACCCCUGCGAGCUACACUGCCGCCCUCUGAACGAGUACUUCUCAGAGAAGAUGCUGGACGCCGUCAUUGACGGGACCCAGUGCUAUGAGGGCAGCUUGAGCCGAGACAUGUGUGUUAACGGCAUCUGCAAGAAUGUGGGGUGUGACUAUGAGAUUGACUCCAACGCGGUGGAGGAUCGCUGUGGGAUUUGCCAUGGCAACGGGUCUACUUGUGAGACUGUGAAGAAGACCUUUGAGGAGAGCGAAGGGCUUGGGUAUGUGGACAUUGGGCUGAUUCCAGAGGGGGCUCGGGAAAUUCGUAUCGAGGAGGUGGCUGAGGCUGGGAAUUUCUUGGCUCUCCGGAGUGACGACCCCGGAAAGUACUUCCUGAACGGCGGUUGGACUAUCCAAUGGAAUGGGGAAUACAAGGCAGCGGGGACGGUGUUCACCUAUGAGAGGACAGGCCAACUGGAGAACUUGACCUCCCUGGACCAACCCUAG
Messenger RNA from Oncorhynchus masou masou (cherry salmon), 801 nucleotides. RefSeq names its product A disintegrin and metalloproteinase with thrombospondin motifs 7-like. Lineage: Eukaryota; Metazoa; Chordata; Actinopteri; Salmoniformes; Salmonidae. Bases 1 to 801 code for a protein of 266 amino acids. Gene Ontology annotation, molecular function: metalloendopeptidase activity. Gene Ontology annotation, biological process: proteolysis; extracellular matrix organization. Gene Ontology annotation, cellular component: extracellular matrix. The record is from RefSeq and is a predicted model, not a curated record. The transcript is spliced from 6 exons.